GAAGAGACGGAGAGACCAGACGAGGCUGUAUCUGCACUACAGCUGAGUAGACGCAGCACAGAAGAGGGUCCAGAAGAAACCCAGUUAGAAAAAUUUAAGAAUAUCACUAACCCUAACAUGAUGGAAGUGGUCCUAACCAGACUGCGGGACUUCUCCUGCAAGACCUCCACCUUUGAUGACUGUAAACCAGCCGGGCAGACUUCAUGCAGGGACCCUCGAACAAGGACUGACCACCGCAGAGAAGGGUGCACAGCUGGAGGAGAGGGCACCAAACUGGACAUCGAGAGUGCACUGGCCUGGCUGCGAAGAGAACUGAUGGAAAUGCGUUCCCAGGACCAAGCACUGAUCCGACAGCUGAUGGAGCUUCACUCCGGCAUCCAGGAGCUCAAGCAGGAGUUGUCUGAGGAGGAGCAAGAGGAGGAAACAGAUGAGGAGGAAGAAGAGGGCAGCUACUGGGACUCUGAGAGCGAACAAGGAAGCGGCAGCGUCUACUCCAGCUCAGGGGAGGCGGGCUUUUCCAUUUCCUACCUGAAGAUGUCUCCGCCCCUUCGUUCAGGGGUUUCAUCGAAGAAAGCGUUCAGCAGGAGAAGCUCUGUGCCUUGAAAAAUUCAAACUAUUACAAGAAAUUCCAACUUUUGAAGUCUCUCCUCAACUUCCGUUUAUCCUCUGAGACAGUCAACAGAGACAAGGUGGAGCAAUUUCCCACCAUAAUUUCUCUGCCCCCCUCUGAAUUCUUUUAUUUUAUGAUUUUUGCUUUGAGAGAAACCAAACAAGAGGAUGAAGUGGAGUUAAGGAAAGAAUCAGCAGUGGUGUCAUGUCGGCUUAUCAUUGCCUCACUAUGUUGAUGCAGAAGUAAUGUUCAUUUAAAUCCUCACACUAAUUACAAUAUGUCAUUCUAAUGGCUUCAUUAGUUUACAGCCUUUUUUUGUGAUUUCUAUUUUUUUUAACAAAAAUAUAUGACACUGUAGAUGAAUACAUUUGCUAAAUCUGACAGGCUGCUCAGAAGGAUUUAAAGGAACUGUUCGACAUUUGUGGAAAUACAUUUAUUCACUUUCUUGUUGAGAGUUAGUCACAUCCAGCUGUCGGCUGGCUUCGUUUUGCAUAAAGACUGGAAACAGGGAGACAGUUAGCUUGACUCUGUGCGAAGGUUUUGAGUUUUUAUUUUUGUACGGAUUAAAUAAAUGCGAUAUAAUCUGUUAAAUUGUGAGAUUUAGCAUUGUUGGUUGGCAGAUUGUGUCGCAUUUGUGCAGAGCCAGGCUUGCCGUUUUCCUGUUUUUUGGUCUAAAAGCUAAGCUAAGCUAACCAAUGGAUGUCUGUAGCUUCAUAUUUAAUGGACAGACAGUAAGAGAGUGGUAUCAAUCUUCUCCUCUAACCCUAAACGUCCUAUUCCUUUAGUGUUUGACAGAAUAGCACAAGCUGUGUAUUAGACAUUGACCUAAAGGCAGUCCUUGUUGUCUUUGUGUAGUAUUGUGUGUCUGAAAGUAAGAGAAAGUUUUCUUCUCUAUGUAGACAAAUAUUCAUGUUAACAGUAGCUUUGAAGACAAACUCUCUGCUGGAUUUUUCAAACACUGUACAAAUGUUAAAUUCUGGAUUUUCUUGUUUAUGUAAAACUCUGAGAAGUCUGUGAACCUGUCAAUUAUCAGUGUGUGUGUGUGUGUGCGUGCGUGCGUGCGUGCAUAUGUGUGUGCAUGUGCUGGAAGCUCACUGACCUUUUACGACCUGCAAAGAGAAUGGCUUCAAUGCCGCAGCAGGACAGCGUGGAGUUCAUUGUAUCUUUAUUAUACACAUGCAGUGAUAAAACAUUCUGCUGACAGUAAUACGCUGUUGGACAGAACUUAUAGUUUUAAAUAUCUCUCUGAGAAACAAUUAAUACAGUUAAGUUAGUGAGCCAACCUGUAAAUCCAUGUUUAAAAUGGAAACUGUGGUUAUAUUGCUGAUGUGUAGAAAGAAUCUGUGAACUGUAUAAGCUAGACUUGUUUGGAAAUGAGAUGUGGAUGUAUUUAUUAACCAAACGUGAACUUUUAGCAGUAUUUCAAACAGAUGCUGUACUGCAGCAGUACAGUAUGCCAGCAUAAUAAAGAGAUGAAAAUAGU
Molecule: messenger RNA, 2093 nt
Organism: Seriola dumerili (greater amberjack)
Lineage: Eukaryota; Metazoa; Chordata; Actinopteri; Carangiformes; Carangidae
Product: protein FAM167A-like
Exons: 2
Coding region: 118-603 (161 amino acids)
Source: RefSeq, a predicted model, not a curated record